AUGAACAAGCUACGAAAGAAACGAAUGAUCCUUUCAAUAAAAACGAAACAAGAAAUAUGUCAAUGUAAACAAAAAAAUUCAUUCAUUAGUAUUGAUCAACUUUCUGAAGAAUAUAGUUGUGACCGGAGUACAAUUUCAAAAAUUUGGAAAGAAAGUGAAAAGUGGUUGUCUAUGCAACUAGCGGAUGUUGAAGAAAAUAAAAUAGUUAACUACCCAGCAAAAUUUGUGGAGUUAGAAACUGCCUUAUAUACUUGGAUGCGACGAAUUCUUUCACGAAACGGAAUGGUAACCGAUGGGAUUCUACAAAUUCAAGCUAAAAAAUUUGCAGAGUUAUUAGAUAUCA
Scutellospora calospora is the source of this 343-nucleotide messenger RNA. NCBI's taxonomy places the organism in Eukaryota, Fungi, Glomeromycota, Glomeromycetes, Diversisporales, Gigasporaceae. The record is from the annotation of a GenBank genome assembly.